UUUAUUCUUACUAAAAUCACUAACUACGAGUGAUAUUCUUGAUUAUCGUAUAUUUGUGUUUAAUUUAAUGAGUAGUUCUAUAUUUUGAAUUCGAUCCAAAAUAAAUUAAUAGUAGUCGAAUAUUUAUCCGCAUGAAAAACGUUAAUUCUAUUUGUUUGCAAUAAAAUUGUUUACCAUGGUAAUUAAUAAGUUAAUGUCAAAAUGACAUUUAGAAAGGUAACGCUAGAAGGCAUAAACAAAUAUUUGAAGUCAUCCAAAGGUUUCGAAAAAAGUUUAGAAAAGGUCACUGUUUUAACCAUAGGCGAUGGUCAUUGUCUCAGCGAGCUUAAAGUAGACGAAGACCACGUGAAUCCAUUUGGAACACUCCAUGGCGGUAUGACGAGCACUUUAGUGGAUUCCCUGAGUACCUACGGGCUCAUGUCCCACCCCAAGAUUGGCUCAAUUGUUACAGUAUCACUUGACUUAAAUAUUAGAUUCUUGAAAGCUGCGAAAAUAGGCGAUACAAUAAUAAUCGACUCCAAGACGACAAAAGCUGGCAAAACAAUUGCAUUUUGCAAUGUGGACAUAUCGAAUAAGAGCAGCAAAGAAAUUGUGGCACAAGCUAGUCACAUUAAAUUUAUAAUGCGUCCCGAUAAUUAAUAAACAUAAUUAUAUAAUUAAUGUCAAAU
Messenger RNA from Agrilus planipennis (emerald ash borer), 668 nucleotides. Its product is annotated as acyl-coenzyme A thioesterase 13-like. Lineage: Eukaryota; Metazoa; Arthropoda; Insecta; Coleoptera; Buprestidae. The record is from RefSeq and is a predicted model, not a curated record. Gene Ontology annotation, molecular function: fatty acyl-CoA hydrolase activity. The transcript is spliced from 3 exons. The coding region runs from base 202 to 639 and encodes 145 amino acids.